This is a messenger RNA of Juglans microcarpa x Juglans regia, 2962 nucleotides long. Its product is annotated as protein MEI2-like 5. The record is from RefSeq and is a predicted model, not a curated record. Lineage: Eukaryota; Viridiplantae; Streptophyta; Magnoliopsida; Fagales; Juglandaceae. Gene Ontology annotation, molecular function: RNA binding. The transcript has 13 exons. The coding region runs from base 298 to 2856 and encodes 852 amino acids.
UCAGAAACCAACCCCUCUCUCUCUCUCUCUCUCUCUCUCUCUCGCUCAAUCAUUCUCUGCUCCUUUUCACUCCGCUCGUCCACCUCCCCACCCCCCCCCCCCCCCCCCCCCCCCUCAUUGGUUUAGAGAGAGAAACAAACGAUAGUACUAUCAAAGAGUAGCAUCUCUCUGUGAUCGUGAAGAGGUUUUUGUUUUUGGAUACAAGUCUCUCUCUUCUGUCAAGCUCUAGGGUUCGUUGACUAGAUGUUGAGGUGCGCUUAAUUUGAAUCAUUGUAUUUUAAGCAGAAAGGUGAUGCAAUGAAGCAGUUCCCUAACCAUCUAUCUUCAGGUACUACUAAGAUUUCAUCUAUAAAUAUUUCAAAAGAGGCUGGAAGUGGUGCAUGGGGGAUCUUGUCUGGAUCUGAUGCUAGCCUUUUUUCAAGCUCUUUGCCCGUUCUUCCUCACGAAAAAUUAAACUUGAAUGAAUCAGAACAUGGUUGUCAAUCUGUGGAAUAUGUCCCGUCUGACUUAGAGAAAUUCCACCAAGACAUGGAGGGUAAUGAUCCCCUUGAAGAUCUUGAAACUCAUGCAAUCGGAAGCUUGCUUCCUGAUGAUGAGGAGGAGCUUUUAGCUGGCAUAAUGGAUGAUUUUGACCUGAACGGAUUGCCUGGUUCACUGGAGGACUUGGAAGAGUAUAAUAUUUUUGAAAGUGGAGGAGGUAUGGAAUUGGAAACUGAUCCUCAGGAGAGCUUGAGCAUGGGUAUGUCCAAGAUAAAUUUGUCUGAUGGUGUUGUUGGGAAUGGGAUCUCUCACUAUGCUAUUCCAAAUGGUGUGGGAACUGUUGCCGGAGAACACCCGUAUGGGGAACAUCCUUCCAGGACAUUAUUUGUUCGAAAUAUUAAUAGUAAUGUUGAGGAUUCUGAACUAAAAGCGCUCUUUGAGCAAUAUGGCGAUAUCAGAACUCUGUAUACUGCAUGUAAACAUAGGGGCUUUGUAAUGAUAUCUUAUUUUGAUAUCCGUGCUGCUCGAACUGCUAUGCGUGCAUUACAAAACAAACCACUGCGGCGGAGAAAACUUGACAUUCACUUCUCAAUUCCAAAGGAUAAUCCGUCAGACAAGGAUAUGAAUCAAGGAACCUUGGUAGUUUUUAAUUUGGAUCCUUCUGUUUCAAAUGAAGAUCUUCGCCAAAUAUUUGGGGCUUACGGCGAGGUCAAAGAGAUAAGGGAAACACCACACAAGAGGCAUCAUAAGUUUAUUGAAUUUUAUGAUGUUAGAGCCGCAGAAGCAGCACUUAAGUCAUUAAAUAGGAGUGACAUAGCUGGCAAACGCAUAAAGCUUGAACCUAGUCGUCCUGGUGGAGCUCGUAGAAACUUGAUGUUGCAAUUGAAUCAAGAGCUCGAACAAGAUGAAUCUCGAAGUUUUAGACAUCAAGUAGGUUCACCAAUUGCCAAUUCUCCGCCAGGUAACUGGGCACAGUUUAAUGGCUCUAUUGAAAAUUCUAUGCCAACUAUUAGUAAAUCCCCAGUUUUUAGGACCAUGAGUCCAACAGCUGGCAAUCAUUUGCCUGGAUUGGCUUCAAUUCUGCAUCCUCAACUAUCAUCCUCUGUGAAGGUAGCUCCUAUUGGCAAGGACCAAGGAAGGGUAAGCCAUGUGGACCACAUAUUUACCAGUUCAAACUCAGCCUAUGGGGCUACUUUACAACAGUCACAUUCAUUUCCAGAGCCCAAGUUGGACCAGUACCACCAAGCUAUGCCCUCUUUUGGCCCUUCAACUUCAAAUGGAUCUGCUAUUGAAACAUUAUCUGGGCAGCAAUUUCUUUGGGGAAAUCCGAAUCCAAAUCCAUACUCAGAGCCCACCAGUUCUUCAGCUUGGCCAAGUCAAUCUGUGGGACAUCCAUAUACAUCUAAUGGAAAGGGCCUUCCCUUUCAAUACUCAGGUCGGCAUGGCUCUUUGCUUGCCUCGUCCCAGACACAUCACCAUCAUCAUGUUGGAUCUGCCCCCUCCGGUGUUCCUUUUGAGAGGCAUUUCGGUUUCUUCCCAGAGUCACCAGAAACCUCAUUGAUGAGUCCUGUUGCUUAUGGAGGCGUGGGUUUGGGCCCAAACGAUGGAAAUUUUAUGGUGAAUAUGGGUGUUCAUGCUGGAAUUAACCCUGGCAUUAAUAUACCCGGGAGCAUGUCUGAAAAUGGUUCAUCAAGUUUCAGGAUUCGGUCUUCACCGAGGCUUAGCCCUGUGUUUUUAGGUAAUGGCUUGUACCCAGCGAUGCCACCUUCCAGCAUGGAGGGCUUAGAGCGUGGCCGGAGCAGAAGGGUUGAGAACCAGGUUGAUAGCAAGAAACAGUUUCAGCUUGACUUAGAUAAGAUUAAAAGUGGGGAAGAUACUCGGACAACUUUAAUGAUAAAAAAUAUCCCAAAUAAAUACACCUCAAAAAUGUUGUUAGCUGCUAUUGAUGAAAACCACAGGGGUACUUAUGAUUUCCUCUAUCUGCCGAUUGAUUUCAAGAAUAAAUGCAACGUGGGCUAUGCAUUUAUCAAUAUGCUAUCUCCUUCUCACAUUAUUCCAUUCUACGAGGCAUUUAAUGGAAAAAAGUGGGAGAAGUUUAAUAGUGAGAAAGUUGCUUCCUUGGCAUAUGCUCGAAUCCAGGGAAAGGCAGCCCUUGUGACCCACUUCCAGAACUCAAGCUUGAUGAAUGAAGAUAAGCGCUGCCGCCCAAUUCUCUUUCACUCGGAGGGCUCAGAGGCAGGUGAUCAGAUCAUCCUGGAACAUCUUCCCUCCAACAGUUUGAACGUCCAGGUCCUCAAGCCGAAUGAUUUCCACUUGGGCGAUUCUUCAGGAAGCCUGACAAAGGAUGGCUCUGGUGAGGGGCCAGAUAGCUCUUAACAGUAUCCUCAGCCCAACUGAUGGUGACUGUGAAUGCUAACUUUUGCGUACAUAAUCAACUGUAUAAAUCUCUAGGAAGAAAUGAGUAUCAGAACCCCACCCACCC